AUGGGCGAUGGCAAGGCGACCACGGCUGCUCUCGUUGCUUCCCUCGGGGCUUUUCUCUUCGGCCUGGACAUCGGCUACAUCGCCCCCAUUCUGGAAUGCCCCAGCUUCAAGAGGGAUGUUGGGCAUUUGUCGGACUGGUCCGACUCCAACUCGAAGAUCACUUCGGUGGAGGCCGGCUUCAUCGUUGCGAUCUUCUCCGUCGGAUGCUUGACGACUUCCUUCCCGCCGAUCAGCAGUUUCUUCCUGGACCAGUUUGGCCGGAGGAGCUCCAUCAUGCUGGGAGGGAUCAUCUUCUUGCUGGGCUGCCUGCUGCAGUCCUCUAGCGGAUCUAUGGGAACCUUCCUCUUCGGGCGAUUGGUGACGGGGACUUCUAUCGGCCUCUUGAGCAACGUGGUUCCCAUGUACCAGGCAGAGAUGGCGCCGCCCGCGCUGCGCGGCACCCUCACGUCGAUGUACAACAUGAUGAUUACCGCAGGCAUCUUUCUCGCAGCCCUGCUCGAUGAGUUUCUCGUGGAGAUGGACAACGGCUGGCGGAUGGCUAUCGCCUUGCAGGCCAUCCCGGCUUUCGUCAUCUUGCUCACCAUGCCUUUCCUGCCGCGCUCCCCGAGGUGGCUGGUACAACAGGGACGCCUGGAGGAGGCCUCCGAGGCUUUGACCUUGCUGCGUGGAUCGGAGAUGGCCGAGAAGGAGCUGUCCGAAAUUGUGGAUGAGUUCAAGGCAGAGUGUGCCGUUGCAAGUGGCAGCUGGACUGAGGUCUUCACUGGACGCAUGCUGCUUCUGGUGGGCAUUGGGGCAUCGCUGCAGAUGCUGCAGCAGCUCGUGGGGAUGAACUUUUUCAUGUAUUUCGGCCCGCGGCUGUUCAAGCACAUGAACUUGGACGCCAACCUAUUUCAGACGAUUGCCAACGGCACGAACAUGAUCUUCACACUCCCUGCUCUCUACUUCAUUGAGAAGACUGGGCGCCGGUCCCUCUUCAUCACCGGAGCUAUCGGAAUGGCGGUCUCCAACUUCGUCCUGGGAUUCCUCGGGAUCUAUGGCACGACAGGCCAUGGGGAGGACAGCAAGCCGUCCUCCCCUCUGGUGGGCGUCGUUCUCGCAGCCAUGGUCCUGUGCUUCAUUGCAAGCUUCGCAAGCACGUGGGGCCCGACAGUUUGGGUCUACUGUGCAGAGAUGUUCCCCUUACGUCAUCGGGCUCGCUGUGUGGGAGUGACAACAAUGACGAACUGGGUGGGAAACUUCCUCAUCGCCCAGUUUUCGCCAAUCUUGCUGUCCGCAAUCGGGUUUGGGACCUUCCUCCUCUUUGGUGGCUUCUGCAUCGUUGCGCUGCUGUUGGGGCUGUGGCUCCCCGAGACAAGGGGGGUUCCACUUGAGCAGAUUGGAACCUGCUUUGAUGAGCGAUUCGGAUUGCUGGAGGGCAAAGCAGCAGACACAGAGAGCUAUGGGGCAAUUUCGAAGAGGAUGUAG
This is a messenger RNA of Symbiodinium sp. CCMP2592, 1464 nucleotides long. NCBI's taxonomy places the organism in Eukaryota, Dinophyceae, Suessiales, Symbiodiniaceae. The record is from the annotation of a GenBank genome assembly.